AUGAGUAAGGCCCUGGACCGCAUCUCUCAGUCACCCUUCACGCGCAGGAUAGAGGGGCCUGAACUUCCUCGGCAGUUCCACCAACCCACUUUCGCCAUAUAUAAUGGUCGGACGGACCUCGUAGAGCACGUAAACCAGUUUAACCAGAGGAUGACCGUCCAUUCCAGAGAUGAAGCUUUGAUGUGCAAGGUGUUCCUGUCCAGUUUGGAACCCAAGGCGAUGAGGUGGUUUGACAGCCUCAAGCCAAACUCCAUAAAUUCUUUUAAGCAGCUAACCCAGGAUUUCGGUUCUCGCUUCAUAAAGAGCAGUAGGGUUCCUCGGCCCUUAGAUUCCCUCCUGUCCUUAUCCAUGCGAGAAGGAGAGACCUUGAAGGCCUACUCAGAUAGGUAUUGGGAAAUGUAUAACGAGAUAGAAGGAAAUUAUAAUGACGUCACCAUCAGCACCUUCAAGAGAGGCCUGCCAACAGAGCACGGUUUAAGGAAAUCCCUGAUUGGGAAACCGGUCACCAGCGUGAGCCAGCUUAUGAACCGAAUCGACAAGUACAAGAGGGUCGAAGAGGACCAACAGACGGGGAAGGGUAAAGCGAAGAUUGUCCUUUAG
This is a messenger RNA of Quercus lobata, 600 nucleotides long. RefSeq lists its product as uncharacterized. The record is from RefSeq and is a predicted model, not a curated record. The transcript has a single exon. NCBI's taxonomy places the organism in Eukaryota, Viridiplantae, Streptophyta, Magnoliopsida, Fagales, Fagaceae. Bases 1 to 600 code for a protein of 199 amino acids.